AUGGCAACUCGCAUCAUGGCCCAAUCUAUGUUGCAUGAGAACAGCUCCGUGGAGCAGAAUGUGCCGGCACACUUGAACACACCCGCUACUGCUGGAGACACGACUACCUAUGUGUACGUUGCAGUUUUCCAAGAACGAGCAGCAACUUCUGUGCUUUCAACUAAAACGGUCACACAGGACGCUGGAAGUAACACCGACGCUCUCAUUACUCCACAACGAACUCAGAUCACAUUGUUUCACGAGCCGGUUACUCUUAGAUGA
Messenger RNA from Dicrocoelium dendriticum, 261 nucleotides. The record is from the annotation of a GenBank genome assembly. NCBI's taxonomy places the organism in Eukaryota, Metazoa, Platyhelminthes, Trematoda, Plagiorchiida, Dicrocoeliidae.